Dunckerocampus dactyliophorus (ringed pipefish) is the source of this 4082-nucleotide messenger RNA. RefSeq names its product FYVE, RhoGEF and PH domain containing 4a (gene fgd4a). The record is from RefSeq and is a predicted model, not a curated record. Gene Ontology annotation, biological process: cytoskeleton organization; filopodium assembly. Gene Ontology annotation, molecular function: metal ion binding; guanyl-nucleotide exchange factor activity. Gene Ontology annotation, cellular component: cytoplasm. Bases 144 to 2768 code for a protein of 874 amino acids. The transcript has 18 exons. NCBI's taxonomy places the organism in Eukaryota, Metazoa, Chordata, Actinopteri, Syngnathiformes, Syngnathidae.
CCUGUCAGCGAUACAUACAGCUGUGCUGUAACAUGUUUUGUCAGCGCGUGUGAGACGCCUAUCGUGAUUUUAUUGAAAGAGGAUUUAAAAAAAAAAAAACAUUCCCGUGGAUACUCCCCAAUGAGCACCACUUAAGUACGUCAAUGCUGGAGCGGAGUUUGUUCGAGAAAAGCAUGGAGGGCUUCAGCAGAGUCGCUUUCCGCAGGAAACAACCAAGUCUGGACGUAGAAGACCCAGAGGGGAAAGACAACGCCGUGUGUUUCCAGUCCAAGCGUGCUGACGAAGACGCCUGCGUGCCCGUGAAAAUCGAGCACUCCAGAGCUGUUGGAAGUAGCUCGUCGUGCAAGCACAGUAACUCCUCCAGUGUGCACGCGUGUCUGAGUCGAGCAACAAGUGUGAGCAGCGAGAGGAGCCGGGCGGGUGUCAAUGGAAGAGGUUCUAGCAAGAGGCCGCUGUCGCAGUCCAAGCCACCAGUGCCUCCCAAACCAGCACACCUUCAGAGCCCGGUGACAGAGCUCUCAUCCCCUCUGGCUCACAUCCAGAAACCACAGUUUAGACCAGGGAUGGAGGAGGGAGGUGGAGGAGGAAGGGGGGCAGCAAACCGGGAGAGGGUCAGAGUCAAACACUCCAAAGUGUCAGACCUCAUCAGCCGAUUUGAGGAGAACAGCAACACAGACAACAAGAGAGCUAGCUCGCCUCUCAAACAGAGUGGCAAAUCGGCCAACUGCAGCCCCGCACACCGGACCUCCCACAGGCUGACGGAGCCCGCCAAGGUCCAGGAGAACCACUCCGCAGUAGAACUGGACUCUGUGGCAUCCAACCCGCAGGAUGCACGCUCACCCACGGCUAACGGGGUGCUAACGCAGAUGGAGCAGGACAAGAAAGAGGAGACACAGGCGUGUAACGGUGAAAACGGGCGGAUAGUCAAUGGAGAUAUGGGGAGCGCAGACAGGAGAGGUGAGGACUCGAGUCCGCACGUGCACAGAACUGGUUCAGAGAGCUCCCAAGAGAAUGAGGAGAUCGGGACGAGCACAGAACAGGAACACGCACACGAUGAGGCCGGAACAGAACAGAAGGAGACAAAUGAACAGAAGCUGUUCAAGAUCGCCAGCGAGCUCUUGCAGACGGAGAAGGCUUACGUGGCUCGACUGAACUUGCUGGAUCAGGUAUUUUGUGCCAAGCUCAUGGAGGAGGCCAACAAAGGAACAUUCCCUGUGGAUGUGGUGAAAAACAUCUUCUCCAACAUCUCCUCCAUCAACACUUUUCACAGCCAGUUUUUGCUGCCAGACUUGGAGAAACGGAUGGGAGAAUGGGCAUCCACACCUCGCAUUGGAGACAUCCUGCAGAAGCUCACACCCUUCCUCAAGAUGUACGCGGAGUACGUGAAGAAUUUCGACAAGGCCAUGGAGCUGUUGAAACAGUGGAGCGACCGUUCUCCUCAAUUCAAGGCCAUCAUUCAGGAGAUACAGAGUCAAGACGUUUGUGGCAGCCUUACACUUCAACAUCACAUGCUGGAGCCCGUGCAGAGAGUCCCUCGCUAUGAGAUGCUCCUCAAAGACUACCUGAAGAAACUUCCACAAGACGACCCCGAUCGGCGAGACUCCGAAAAAUCUUUAGAAAUUAUCGCCACGGCAGCGACUCACUCCAACAGCGCCAUACGUAAAUCUGAGAACCUAAAGAAGCUGAUGGAGAUUUACGAGAUGCUUGGCGAGGAGGAGGACAUCGUUCAUCCUUCGAACGAGUUCAUCAAAGAGGGUCACAUCCUGAAGCUGGCAGCCAGGAACACCUCGGCCAUGGAGAGAUACCUCUUCUUGUUCAACAACAUGCUGUUGUACUGCGUUCCCAAAUUCAGCCUCGGUGGACCCAAGUACACGGUCAGGACGCGGAUCGGCAUCGACGGCAUGAAAGUCCUGGAAACCACCAAUGAGGACUACCCUCACACCUUCCAGGUUUCAGGGAAGGAGAGGACACUAGAGCUACAAGCCAGCUCCGAGCAGGACAAGGCGGGCUGGAUCAAGGCUUUCCGAGAGACCAUCGAGAUCUUCCAGCAGAAGAAUGAGUCGUUCAAGAACGCAUCGAAGGACGUGGAGGAGGUGUCGAACGCUGAGCUGGGGAAACGCGCUCCUCGCUGGAUCCGCGACAACGAAGUGACGAUGUGCAUGAAAUGUAAAGAACCGUUCAACGCUCUCACGCGACGGAGACACCACUGCAGGGCUUGUGGCUACGUGGUCUGCUGGAAAUGCUCCGACAACAAGGUGGCGCUGGAGUACGAUGGCAACAGAGUGAACAAAGUAUGCAAGGAUUGUUUCUCCAUCCUGACAGGAGAGGCCAUCGCUGAGGGCAAGAAGAAGGGCAUCCUGGAGAUCGAGGCGGGUCAGUUCACAGGCAGCAGCAUCAUGUGCGGCUUCCUGCAGUAUUGUGAGAAGAACAAACCCUGGCAGAAGGUGUGGUGUGUCAUCCCUGAGAAGGAGUGCUUAGUGCUCUACCUCUACGGAGCUCCUCAGGACGUGAAGGCCCAGAGCAGCAUCCCUCUGCUGGGCUACUCGGUGGAGGACAGCAUCCGGCCCGCCGAACCCCAGGCCAGCUUCCGUCUCAGCCAGUCCAAGUCCGUGCACAACUUUGCUGCCGAAAGCGAGGAGCUCAAGCAGCGUUGGCUCAAGGUGAUCCGUGUGGCCGUGACGGGGGAGGUGCCCGAGUGCUCUCAUACCAACGGCGGCGGCGGCGGCAGCGUGGCGGACAUGCAGGAAGCGGCCUCGGACAGCUCAUAAGGACACCGUACUUGCAAACCCGCAUUGGGUUGACCGCUUCCUCCUUUCGAGCUGGACCAGAACGAGUGCUGGAUAAGCUGCCUUUUACGCUUUUUAUCAUGCAGGCUGGAGGACUCAAGUUGGAGACAAACACUAGAGACCACACAGGAAUGGACAGCGCCCUCUAAAGCCUGUGAACUUGUACUGCACCGUCUUCCCAACUACUCAGUCUACCUGUACAGUAGAAAUGUCUAUUUCUUUAAGUUUUUUUUCACCUUGUUUGAUAGAAUUUAUGUACAGUAUUGCCUCUUUUUUUCUUUUCACAGCUGUCUUGGUGGCUCCCGCUGUGGAGGACCAAUCAAAGGUUUGGGCACACUUCCCCAUGUUAUUGAAUGAGAAGGUGUGUCCAAACUGACUGUUACUUCAAUUUAUGAUACAGUCAUCAUACACUCCAGAAUAAUUCAUUGAAUCGGACGUUUUUACAUCUCCCAGCCCACAUUUUGUGGUUUUAUAAUGAAAAGAACAUUUUAAAAAGGGUAUAAAUUUUAAAAAUAAACAACAACAACAACAACAACAAUGGAUUUCACAGUUUUGGCCACUUUCUCAUUAAACUUUAUGGAGACUGCAGACGCAGUAGUGACCCCAACGUGAGACGACCUCCAAUCUUAAAAACAUGCUUAACAGCAUCGGCGGGGGGGGAUACCGUCUUAUAUUCCGGCCAAUACAGUAAAGCUGUAUCUAAAUAUAAUAAAGCCAUUUUCAGGUGCCAGGCAUAUGUUACUCCUUUUUCGUUAAUUGGUGACAAUUAACUGACUGGGGAACAAUCGAUAAUGACUGUCGUAGGCCAAAGUGCACAGUGACAUCUUAACAAGCUGGUGCAAGAAUUGUAAAUGUGAUUUGUAUUAUUAUUAUUAAUGCUGUAAGUAACUGUAUUAUUUAAAGUAAUUUAUAGAAGAUGAUGAGCAUGAGCUGUUGGAAGUAGCACAAAUCUGUCAAAGUGUUUUUUUUUUCAAUCCACACUGUCUGCAGUGAGACAGUGACCAGUCAUCGGGGGGGGGGGUGUACGUGCCUACAUGUUUUUUUUUUUUGCCCCCUCCAGUAUUCUAUUGAAAUAAAACAUAAGAGCACAAAGUUUCUGAAUGUAUAGCCAACAUUUGUGUCCUCUCCUUGCCUCCACAAAGGUUUGAAAAGCUACGCACUUUACAAUCUUAAAGUGUAAAAUGGCAUUAAAUAUUAUUUAUGUGGAUACACUUUGUCUUUUUGUCUAUGCCUUGGUACUUUGUUGUAAUGACACCUGUUUUUGUCACUGUUCUAACCGGCCAACUGUCCCUUUUG